AUGGCACCACCACAUCCCGCAAACCCUCCCCCUCCUCUCGAGGGGAAGCUCCGUCGAAUCGCUAUGAUGACCAGCGGAGGAGAUGCUCCUGGUAUGAAUGCAGCUAUCAGAGCUGUGGUCCGAAUGGCACUCGAGAAAGGCUGCGAGGCCUAUUGUAUCUACGAAGGCUACGAAGGUCUGGUCCAGGGCGGCAGUUUCAUACGCAAGUUCGACCGGGAACAAGUCCGAGGCUGGCUCUCUGAAGGCGGAACAUUGAUUGGCACAGCGAGGUGUAUGGCCUUUUACGAACGUCCCGGAAGAUUGACUGCUGCGAAGAACAUGGUUUUGAACGGCAUCGAUGCUCUAAUCAUCUGCGGUGGUGAUGGUUCCUUGACCGGAGCUGACAAAUUUCGUGCGGAGUGGCCCAGCUUGAUCAAGGAACUGGUCGAUACCAAGCAAUUGACCGCGGAGCAAAUCGAGCCAUUCAAACAUCUCAACAUUGUCGGUCUUGUUGGCUCAAUUGAUAACGACAUGUCCGGGACAGAUGCUACAAUUGGAUGCUUCUCGGCAUUGGGCCGAAUCUGUGAGUUAGUUGACUACAUCGAAGCCACGGCCUCAUCACAUUCUCGAGCUUUUGUCAUUGAGGUUAUGGGUAGACAUUGUGGUUGGUUGGCUCUCAUGGCCGGAGUCGCAACGGGUGCGGAUUUCGUCUUCAUUCCCGAGAAACCUAGAGCCGAGAAUUGGAGAGAAGAGAUGUGCUCAAUCCACCGAAAGAUUGGGAAAAGGAAGACAAUUGUCAUUGUCGCUGAGGGUGCUGCUGACCAGGAUGGGAACAAGAUAUCCCCCGAAAUGAUCAAGGAUCUCCUCGCAGACAAGGACGGCCUCGCUUUAGAUACUCGAAUUACAACCCUUGGACAUGUACAACGGGGUGGUUCAGCAUGUGCCUAUGAUCGGCAGCUCGCAACAUUACAAGGCGUGGAAGCUGUCAAUGCUGUGCUCGACGCCACACCGGAAACACCAACCCCUUUCAUUGCCAUCAAUGAAAACAAGAUCACUCGAAAGCCUCUUGUACAGGCUGUCUUGGACACCAAGGAGGUCUCUAAAGCUAUUGAAGCUAAAGAUUUUGACCGGGCGAUGAAGCUGAGAGACACCGAGUUCUCGGAUAUGUAUAACUCAUACAUGACUACAACAGCAACCCAGUUAAACCAAUCUAUGAAGCUUCCUUCUCGCAGACAUAUGAAAAUCGCCAUCAUUCACGUUGGUGCUCCUGCUGGUGGCGUAAAUGCUGCAACCCGCGCUGCAGUAGCAUACUGCUUCACUCGUGGCCAUACUCCCAUUGCCAUUCAUAACGGCUUUGCUGGUCUCGCUCGUCAUCAUGAUGACAAACCUGUCGGAGCAGUCAGGGAGUUCGACUGGCUCGAGGUCGAUGGCUGGGCAAGCAAAGGCGGUUCCGAGAUUGGGAUGAAUCGUGAGACUCCCGGCGAGUCCGGCAUGGAACACAUUGCCUCUCUUUUCGCGAAAUACAAAUUCGAUGGACUUUUCAUCAUAGGCGGCUUUGAAGCUUUCCAAUCACUAUCUCAACUCCGUCAAGCACAAGAAAAGUACUCAUCUCUCUGCAUCCCCAUGACUCUCCUCCCCGCUACAAUAUCCAACAACGUCCCCGGCACUGAAUACAGCAUCGGUUCCGACACCUGCCUCAACGAACUAGUCCGCUACUGCGACACCAUCAAACAAUCCGCCUCCGCCUCCCGCCGCCGUGUCUUCGUAAUCGAAACGCAAGGAGGCCGCUCGGGUUACGUCGCCACUCUCGCUGGUUUGGCCGUCGGUGCCGAGGCAGUCUACACUCCCGAAGAAGGCAUCAGCAUCGCCAUGCUCGCCGCCGACAUCACACACCUCAAGAAAGCCUUCAAAGAAGACUCCGGCCAAUCCCGCGCUGGCCGCCUGAUCCUCAUCAACGAGAAAGCGAGCAAAGUCUACAACGCCAAACUCAUCGCAGAUAUGAUUCGCGAAGAAGCACAUGAGCGAUUUGAAUCCCGAGACUCGAUUCCGGGACAUGUCCAGCAGGGCGGCACGCCCUCACCCAUGGACCGUACGCGUGCUGUGCGUCUAGCGAUAAAAUGUAUCGAGCAUCUCGAAAGCUACGAAGACCGCUCCGACGCCAGGAUCCUCAAAGAUCCACAAUCUUGUACCGUUAUCGGUAUCAAAGGCGCUAGCGUCGUCUUUUCCCCGAUGAAAGAAGUCGAAGAGAAGGAAACGGAUUGGCCGAAUCGCAGACCGAAGGAUGAGUUCUGGGUUGAGCUGAAACACAUUGUUGAUGUACUGAGUGGCCGGCCCGAAGUCCCGAGGCCAGAGAGUUCUCUAAAAGGCUGGAAGGCUAAGGAUAGGAAGAGGGGGUUAAUCUAG
Lachnellula hyalina is the source of this 2382-nucleotide messenger RNA. RefSeq names its product ATP-dependent 6-phosphofructokinase (gene pfkA). Gene Ontology annotation, biological process: canonical glycolysis; fructose 6-phosphate metabolic process; fructose 1,6-bisphosphate metabolic process. The record is from RefSeq and is a predicted model, not a curated record. Lineage: Eukaryota; Fungi; Ascomycota; Leotiomycetes; Helotiales; Lachnaceae. Gene Ontology annotation, cellular component: 6-phosphofructokinase complex; mitochondrion; cytoplasm. Gene Ontology annotation, molecular function: ATP binding; identical protein binding; AMP binding. Bases 1 to 2382 code for a protein of 793 amino acids. The transcript is spliced from 3 exons.